AUGGAUAAUAUUUCAUAUAAUUUCAAAUCUAUUUUAUCCUAAGAAAUUACUAGUUCUUUACAUGCUGUAUUCUGACAUAUUUUGCCCGAAAAUAGAAUCACGCCGGAAAAUGCUGUUGGGCUUGCAAUACAAUAUUUGUUUUAGCUUGCACUAAUAGCUAAUUCUUUAGAACUUUGGCGGGUUUUUAGAGAAACAACGGAGGGGCAAGGUGCCAACAUCGGCAAGAAUGGGUUGAGCUUCAUACUUGGCUUUUGCCAUAUGGGGUGAUUAACCCCGCAGUGUUAACAGAGUCCAGGAGUUUUAAUGUUCAGAUGACUUGGCUUGUGAUACUGGGGAGGUUUUACGCUAGUCUUGGAAGGUGUAGAGGAACGGAUAUAGAUGUGUCAUGCUUCUCAUCCAUCCAGCAGCAUGUAUAUCAGCAGUAAUCUUAAUCAUUCUCAGCAUCAUACAGCUGACCUUCGGCUCCCUCGGUGACGGCACUCGAGUCUUCCAGAAAUGUUUACAAAACUGUUAUCUGGCCUCGUGUCGCGUGUCGGAUGCAGCAUGGGCAGAGCAGUUACCGUGGUACAUGAGGCUGCUGAACUGGACGUGCCCAGACGAGUGCAGCUACUUUUGCAUGUGGAGAGCAGUAGAGGCCUUUCAGAAAGAUGGCUCCCCUGUGCCACAGUUUUAUGGCAAGUGGCCUUUUAUCCGGUUGUUUGGGCUGCAGGAGCCAGCAUCUGUGAUAUUCUCCAUACUGAAUGCUCUGGCUCACCUGAACUUGUUCAAGUUUAGAAGAGAAGUGUCGUCCGCCUCCCCCAUGUUUUAUGCAUGGCAUCUGUAUGCAUUGGUGUCAGUUUGGACCUGGUUAUGUUCAGCCAUGUUUCAUGCCAGGGAUUGGCCCAUUACAGAGAAACUAGACUAUUUUAGUGCUGCUUUACUGGUGCUGACACAAUUUUAUUUACUUCUUCUCAGGGUUAUUGGUACCGAAAAGAAGUUAAAGGUUAUAGUCACAGCCCUGCCUUUACUUCUCUUCUAUACAUAUCAUGUCCAUUACCUGACAUACAGACGCUUUGACUAUGGCUACAACAUGAAGGUUAAUAUUACCAUAGUUGCAGCCAAUGCUAUAGGUUGGGUCCUUUGGUGUAUUUCCCAUAGAAAACAGCAGCCAUAUGUUUGGAAGUGUCUCGUACCUGUGGUCACGACAGGGGUGCUGGCGGCCCUGGAGUUGGGAGAUUUUCCUCCAAUAUGGUGGACCUUUGAUGCCCAUUCCCUCUGGCAUGCUGGGACGCCUCCCCUUAUUGUGCUGUUUUAUAGGUUUGCAAUAGACGACUGCAAGUAUUUGGAGGGACAGAAGCAGAGAGAAGCAGCAGUGGAUGCAAAGAAAGAAACACCUCUAACAGAAAAGAAAGAGCAGUAAAAGUCCUGUUGGGUGGAGCCUAUAGUGCUGCAACAGUAAGAUGUGAAAAAUACCAUUUCAGCAACGACCCACAGCUGAGUGAUGCUUAGAGAUAAGUAGGACUGUGAAACACAUGCCAAUACUAUGAGAGAUGAGGUAGCACUAGCAUUUUUUUUCAACUAGCCAAAUUGCUUUUUUCAUCACUUGUUUCUUCAUGUAGUUUAAAUUUCAGUACAACAGGUUAUAUCAACCCUGCUUUGUGAAGCCAGUUUAAGUCAGUUUUAGCAUUUGGCAAUUUUGUUGAGUGUUAGUGGUACCCUACGAGAGGGUUCAAGAGCAAUAAUACUAAUAGAGGUUGUCACUGACAUGGUACAUUUAAUUCAUUUUUAUUAACUGAAGCCAUUAUUGCUGUGAUAACCAUGCAUUAAGAACAAGAUUUAUCCCUGGCAAAGCUGUGUAUUUAUGUCUUAUGGUGCAUGCUAAGUUAUGUCAAAUAGAAUGUGAGAUGUUAUGUCAUUGUAUUGCAGUGACGUGAUGUCUCUCACACACCAGGCAUGAUAAAUAUUUAGAGUCACAGUGCAGAGACGUGAGGAUUAAAAGGGCACAUGUGCACAAACUGUGAUAAAACCAUCGCCACAAUCAAAAAAUUAUAGGUCAAACUGUUUUAUAGCAACAGAGCUUAGGCAGAGAAACAACAAUGUCUUAUAUGAAAGUGCAAAUUUCUUUAAUGAUGCAGUUAAGGAGUGAAUUUCAAUUUACACGACAUAAACAAUAGCACCUAGAAAUCAAAACAACUCAAUGUAAAUUUCUUUAAAAUCCAAAAGGUAGUGUUGUAACACCGCCCAGUUGAAUUUGUCUCUUAGUGUAUUGAAAUCUAUAAGUCUUUUUUUCUUUUGUGGAAUGGAGAGUUUUUGUUUGAGGAUUUCUCUUGAUUGUAAUAGAAGUUACAACAACGUUUCUCGUCCCUUUGCUGUGCACCAUGUUCAACAUGGUUUCAUAGUUGACAGUUUGAGCUGAUGUAUAGUUCAAACUAAUGUCUUUUACCUCACAAACAUUCUUUCCAUUUUUAGUAAUGUAAGCAUGAUUUUUUUGCUUCAACACAAGAACGGGGCUAUGUAAUCAUUCUGGUUUAGUUCAUCGGUAAAGUCGCUCAAAUACGACCCUCUUAUGGAGUAUAAAUACCUUUCAGUUUCGGGUUUUCCAUCAACGAGAAAAGUGAUGGAAUCUGUAUCAAAGUACAGCACUUUUUCGUUUACAAAUUCCAACGCCUUAUACAAGACCAGACGUGCAUGGGCAGUUGAGUGUGCUGCCAUGAUUAGUAUUGCAGGUUCUAAUGUAUCCCUUCUUUUUGAGCAUAUUGGUGGAAGUAACUUUGUUUUUUUAUUUUUUUAUUUUAUUAUUUUUUUCCUCAGGUGUCUCACAACCUGCAGGGUAUAUGCUGGCCCCUUGUUUUAGUUUGAGAAAAGUGUCCAUGUACUCAGCAAAAAGAGCACCCUCUUGGCUUUUGGGAUUGCCAUACUUCGUGGAAACAAACUAUGGUGUGCCCUAUUGAGACCACCUUCAUUUUUAAUUUAACAGAAACCCCUGUGCUUGUUAAGCUACAUUCUGUACUAGUAUGGCAACCUGUUCUUUGUUUACAGUUAGUAGCACACGCUCUACACAGAGUGAACACGCCAUAAUAAGCUUCUUGGGGUCAAUUCUGUCUUGCACCUCUUAAUAUUUUCUUGCUUUUCUGAGGUUUUGUGCUUCUUUACAUACCCACCUUGUGGAAUUAUAACGGUUGUAGCCGACUUUAGAAAAAGGACUCAAUUUACCAAAUCACAGGCACUUACUAUUGUGAUAGCUGAAUGAAAAUUCUCAAUUUUUUGUCCUUUUUGUCCCGUAAUAUCUACAAAAUUGUCUAAAUUUUUGUUCUUGAUCUCCAUAUCUUUCACAGAUGCUUUCGGAGGUUACCUCGUAAUCUAAACAGUAAAGACAUACCCUUUGUGCCACAACUAAAUUAGCUUCAUGCAAACUAUUGUUAAUCUGCAUAGCUUCAAAGUCAAAGAAAAUAUGUGGCCGUCUUGUACUGUAAUUAAGAUUUUUCUUUUUUCUUCUUUAUGUGUAGAGGUUGAUGGUUGUUGAUGGUUCUUCUUCAGAUAUAGAAGACGUGUGCUCGGACUUGUCAUUUUCACAAAUGUUUUGGAAAAUUUUCUGUUUCUUUAAGGGUUGCAUGUAGCACAGAUAACCUUUUUGCACCUGUGUUUUGCAAAUCUGACAUUUGUAUGAAAAACAAAUGUGCAUCUUUUUGUUUUGUCUGUUGACAAAUUUGUGGCAUGCUUCACAAGUAAAUAAUAACUUUUUUUCUUGAGAUGCCCUUUUGCCUUUGUUGCGAGGUGAUUGUGAUAACACGAAGCAGAGACAAAAAAUCUGUUGCACAAUCUGCAUAGUGUCCAAUUUUUGAAUUCAACAUAUUUCCUGCUGAGUUUGUUGAAUGCAUCAUCAUAAAAAAGCAUUACUGGCAGAUGUAUAGGUCAACACCAUUCGAAAAUUGUGGAACCCAUCAGUGUUCCCAUUUACCGCAUAUCUAUCAUCGAAGUUCACAUCUUGUCGCCUACUCCCAGUAAUUACCUCUUCAAUUCAGGGAAUCUCUUUUGAACUUUUCCCAUUCAUCCACUGACAUGGGUAUCUUGCUUUUAGAAGUGGAAUCACUAAAGACCACCAAAUUGCUGCAUUGUAGGUUUUUUGCAAAUGGUUAUAAGUUUGCCUCCUUGUAACUUUAUAAAAGUUGCUAUUUUUUUAGAUUUCACAGUAUUCAGCAGUGAGUGAAGCUCUUUCAAGUAACACGACCUUAAAUUCUCUCCUCUUAGUGCACCAAACAUCAAUCACUACCCUAAGACUGUAUGCUAAGACAAUGGGAUCAACCAAUUGAUCUGUAGCAUAAUGCAUGACCAUGCAAAAAAACGCACUGAAUCAAAAGAUUUACAAUGAAAAACAGACUGAUAAGUAUCUUUUCUACAUGUGACAUUACAAUUCAGUCACCGUAAACUGCAUUGUAUGUUGAUUGGAGUUUCGAUUCUACAGCUUGAGGGGUCGAUGCCUCCUCUUCCGUGAUCUCUCCGAAAAACCUCUCUUUACAUUUUCCAACACGUAAGAUGACGGCCAUGACGUACAGGUCGUAUUCCUCUUUCAUUUGGGCCUGGUAGUGGUCGUAAGCUUUUAGGAUGUUGCCUGCUGUGACGAGUUCCAACGCUUGGUCGAACAAGCUAAGGGCAGACACUGCAAAGACAGGCUCCAUGCAAGCAUGUUGCUUUUGGCUGCCAUGACCUAUGGCGCUGCCCUCGCACUGCUCAACGGUCAGCUCUCGAAUUUAGGAUUAUAGUGCCCUAACACUCUACACAACAGUCCUUGUUUGUUUUCUUUUAUCAAAACACACACUCCACCAUUCACACAUACACUAUAACCUUUGCUACUACAUCAACAGCACUUUGUCGCAUUCCACUCUACAAUGGUCAUGGGCUAUUUAUAUCCCUCAGGUUUAGUGCAGAUCCACCAGGGUCCAGUACCGUGGCUAUAAAACAGUUUGAUCUAUAAUUUUUUAGACAUGCUAUGGUUUCCUCAUAGUUUGCACCAAAGUUUGCACUCAAGUGCCUCUUUACUAUUGACAUGUAUUUUGUAACACUGAAUCAUCAUUGGAUGUAAAAUGCUUUGUGUAAUAAUAAGAUAUAUAAUCAUGACUAGCUACCAUAUAUUGCACUUGAAUGGUUUUGCAAGUUAAGUAUUAUUUGACUAUAUGAAAUAUGUCCUUGACUAAUCUCGUAAAUAAUUUAGUUCUGCAGUUUGAACUGUGCCAUGACUUUUAUGCCAUGUAGUGUCUUCGGCAUUGGUAGCAACAGGGUAAUUUUAGCCAUUCUUUUUGGUCAACAACAGAAAAUGCACCUGCUUUAGCAGUGGUAAAAAUCGAAGACAUAUUCCUUCAUGAUCUAAUGAAUCUGUGUAAGUUGCUUUGAAAAUUAUUUUGUUUGUUUUGUUUGUAGGACUUCUAGUGAUUGCUUUUGACCCUGACCUGUAUCUUGGUCUGUAUGAUAUUCUGCAUUUACCGUUUCCAUUUCAAACAUUGAAAUAGUAUUGCAUAUGGAUGCCCCAAUCACUAUGACUUUCUCCUCCUCUCCAGAGUCAUUCAGUCUAACCCCCUAUUUUUAGUUAAUCUCUAUGAAUGACUCUUCUUUUUCUGAGUCAGUCACUAGACUCGCUAUGAUUGACCCCUCUUCUGAGUCAAUCACUAUGAAUGACUUCUUUUCCAUUGUUAUACAACGAGCAAAACCAAACCUAUUCAUACGUACCAUUGCGGACAGCGUCUUAUUGUAAGGAGAGAUUGUAUUAUUCUUUUUAAAACAAACGGGUUGGUGCCAAGUCUGUUCAAUUUAUAGUCUUUUCUUUUAAGGAAAUAAUUGACCUUUAGGUAAACACAAUAUGGCCUGUGUGUACAAGUGAGACUUCUUCAUUCCAAGAAGUUGUGAAAUAUCUAUUAUAUGUCUCAAUAAAACAAGAGUCCAUUAUGUGACACUGAUAAAAUUAAACAAAAUGCUAAAACUUGCCCGCCUAUAUUGUAAAUUUAAAAUUCUGCUCUUCCAUUGGAAGGUGUGCAAUAUCUGUACCUGUCAGCUGACCGAGAGAGGCAUCUUUUUUCUUGCCUAGAGCUGCGUAGAUUUCUUGGAAGAGCUGUAAGAACGCUAACCAAUCAGCAUAUGUCAUCACAAUGACCGUGGCAAUGGGGGCGCCCUGUUCAUAACUGAUCUUUAUGGGACAUCUUGGACCAUCUAACGACAAUGUGUAACCAUUGCAAAAGGGGACUGCUAAAACUUGCUCCUUCAACAAGCACUAGUGGGCUGGAUUUGGUCUUAAAGUGCAAUUU
Messenger RNA from Lingula anatina, 6272 nucleotides. Its product is annotated as post-GPI attachment to proteins factor 3. The record is from RefSeq and is a predicted model, not a curated record. Gene Ontology annotation, cellular component: endoplasmic reticulum membrane. NCBI's taxonomy places the organism in Eukaryota, Metazoa, Brachiopoda, Lingulata, Lingulida, Lingulidae. Gene Ontology annotation, molecular function: hydrolase activity, acting on ester bonds. Gene Ontology annotation, biological process: GPI anchor biosynthetic process.